Molecule: messenger RNA, 4848 nt
Organism: Melanotaenia boesemani (Boeseman's rainbowfish)
Lineage: Eukaryota; Metazoa; Chordata; Actinopteri; Atheriniformes; Melanotaeniidae
Gene: mical2a
Product: microtubule associated monooxygenase, calponin and LIM domain containing 2a
Exons: 21
Coding region: 417-3761 (1114 amino acids)
Molecular function (GO): protein binding; FAD binding
Source: RefSeq, a predicted model, not a curated record
AUAACUUUAGACUUGCAGAGUAUAUUUAAGCCUGUUAACCAAGUGUCUUUUUUAGUCAGUAAUUUCUUCCAGCAAGAAGUUGGUUAAAUGGUCAUCUUUGACUAAAGAAAACCCGGCUCCUCUGGAUUGAACAGCAGCUGCGCACGGUAGCAGUUCUGGGAUGUGUCCCAGUUUGGAGCACCGCCUUCAAACAGUACACUCAGCUGCACAGAUAAACUAGUGCCUGUCAGACUGACUGAGGAGGACGCAUUUCUCACAGCAAACCUUGUUACAGCUGGAGGGACGAGACGUUUAGAUUUAGAUAUGAGCAGACUGGGCAUGAUGGUGCGGGCCAAGCUGGGGGUGUAGCCACAUCUGGCAGAGCGCUGAAGUGAGCAGGAGCCUCAGUACACCGAUCAUCUGCUGCAGUAGAGAAGAUGGGAGAGACGGAGGAGGAGAGGGACAAUGUGGGGAAGCUUUUCGAGAACUUCAUCCAGGCCUCGACCUGUAAAGGAACUCUUCAAACCUUCGGUAUCCUCUGCAGACGCCUGGACCUCGACCCUGCAGACCACAACACAUUCUACAGCAGUCUCAAGGCGAAGGUCACCUACUGGAAAGCCAAAGCACUGUGGAGCAAGCUAGACAAGAGGAUGUGUCAUAAGGAGUAUAGGAAAGGCCAAGCCUGUGUUGGCACCAAGUGCCUCAUCAUCGGAGGAGGUCCCUGCGGCCUGCGGACUGCCAUUGAACUUGCCUUGAUGGGGGCCAAAGUGGUGGUGAUUGAGAAGAGGGACUCUUUUUCGAGAAACAAUGUGCUCCAUCUUUGGCCCUAUACCAUCCAUGAUUUGCGAGGUCUUGGAGCCAAAAAGUUCUAUGGAAAAUUUUGUGCUGGCGCCAUAGAUCAUAUCAGCAUUCAGCAACUGCAGCUGAUCCUCUUGAAAGUUGCCUUGAUUGUUGCAGUGGAUUUUCACAUCAAUGUUGAGUUUGUCAAGCUGCUGGAACCUCCAGAGGAUCAGGAAAAUGAAGGGAUUGGGUGGAAAGCUGCAAUCCGACCUGCUGAUCACCCUGUGGCUAACUUUGAGUUCGAUGUCGUGGUGGGGGCCGAUGGGCGCAGGAAUACUCUGGAAGGUUUCAAAAGGAAGGAGUUCAGAGGUAAACUGGCUAUUGCCAUCACGGCCAACUUCAUCAACAGGAACUCCACUGCAGAGGCCAAAGUAGAGGAGAUCAGUGGAGUGGCCUUCAUCUUUAACCAGAAGUUCUUUCUUGACUUGAAGGAGGAGACAGGUAUUGAUCUGGAGAACAUUGUGUACUACAAGGACAACACACAUUACUUUGUCAUGACUGCUAAAAAACAAAGCCUGCUGGACAAAGGAGUUGUCAUUAAUGAUUACGCUGACACUCAGAUGCUGCUGAGCAGUGAAAACGUUAACCAGGAAGCUCUUCUGAGCUACGCCCAAGAGGCUGCUGACUAUGGCACCAACUACCAGCUUCCCAUGCUUGAGUUUGCCAUGAACCACUGCGGGCAGCCAGAUGUAGCAAUGUUUGACUUCACAAGCAUGCAUGCCUCUGACAACGCUGCUCUGGUCAGGGAGAGAUUUGGACACCAGCUGCUGGUGGCGCUGGUUGGCGACAGUCUGCUAGAGCCCUUCUGGCCAAUGGGAACAGGUUGUGCUAGAGGUUUCUUGGCUGCUUUUGAUACAGCCUGGAUGGUAAAGAGCUGGGCUGAGGGUCGGACAGUCCUGGAAGUGCUGGCGGAAAGGGAGAGUAUUUACAGACUACUACCACAAACAACUCCUGAAAACAUUGCUAAAAACUUUGAACAAUACACUAUAGAUCCAGGAACCCGAUAUCCUAACCUUAAUUCCGCUUGUGUCAGGCCUCAUCAGGUGCGUCACCUGUACGUUACUGGAGAGCUUAAUUCCUGCUCUCUGGAGCGUGCUGCUACAAUACGGCGACCAGUCAAUCUCAGCAGACAAGAGUAUGUGAUCAGACCAUCAAGGCUUCUUACAUGGUGCCAGAAACAGACGGAGGGCUACAAGAAUGUGUCAAUCACCGACUUGGCAUCAUCUUGGAGAAGCGGCAUUACCCUCUGUGCUCUCAUCCACAGGUUCAAACCACAGCUGAUAGAUUUUGACUCACUGAAUGAGGAGGAUCACGCUGCGAACCUGCAGCUGGCUUUUGACAUCAGCGAACGGGAAUUUGGGAUUCGACCUUUCGCAUCUGUGAAGGAGCUAAGUGACAACCAGGAGCUUGAUAAAACAAGCAUAAUAACUUACUUAUCCAAGUUCUAUGAGCUUUUUCGUGGAACACCUCUACCUGCGUCAGGUAUGCUUGUUGCUGCAGAACCCAGAAGAGUGGAUGAAAACAAUAAAGAUUAUCCCUCCAAGGAAGUCAGAAAUAAUAAUAAUGUGCUCAACCUCGCACUGCCCAGGAAACGAGUGCCAAAGGAUGAGAAGAAGUCAGACGGUACAGACCCAUUUUACAAAAGAAGGCGAAAGUUCUGCUAUUUGGAGGCCACCAAUCUGUCCAGUAACGGCGCCUCAGUGCGAGAUGAUCAGGAUCCCAAAGAAAAUAAAGUGCGCUCAAUGGCUACCCAGCUGCAGGCCAAGUUUGAAAAUAAAACUAGCUACACCAUUCGCAAAACGCAGUCUGACUGUGAGAGGUCCUUGCUGCUCACUCCUCUUGACCUGACUGAGAGUCUUCCUGUUAAACCCAGCCCUCUGGUACCACCCAAACCUCCUUCAGUGACACAGUUUGAAGUCAGUAUCAGAAAAGCAGCUGAACAGUUAAUCCGCCUUCCUCCAAAGACUCUGCCCAAACCCCAUCUCCGGCCUCAGGACCAGCAUCAUUUUACCUUAGUGAAGCUCAGACAUGUCGAUCAAACAUUUGUUGAAACGAGGCCCCAACCUAAGACUGAGAGUCCAGAACUUCCUGCUUCUCCUUCCUCUCGCCAAUCAGCAAUCCAUUUCAUGACAAGAAUCCUCCAUCGCCUUAGGGAGGUGGACGAGCACAUGUCUGAGAGAAAAGCUCAGACACAACAGGUUAGAGAGUUUCAUACAAAAAGUGUAAAGGAAAAAGCUGUUCACCUUAGGGGAUUGUUCUCAGGAGACAGCUCUGAUGUGUUCAAGAGUGGUUCAGUACAAAGGGUGUUUCCUCAGUCGAGUGACAAAUGUCACUCAUGUGAGAGGCGUGUUUACAUGGUGGAGAGGGUCUGUGCCGAGGGCCUCUACUUCCACAGGGAGUGUUUUCGCUGUUCGACCUGCAGCACUGCUCUUCGACAGGGAGCACAAGUCUUCCACUCUGAAGAAGGGAAACUGUACUGCAAACUUCAUUUUGCUCAACGAAACAACACUGCAAAUGUGCGGAGGAGUUUCUCUCUGCCCUCAAACCAUCACAGAGUUCAGGAGCGACGUGCUGCUGAUGAAGAAAGCUCCCAUUCCAGCGGUACAGCAGACCUGCAGAGUCAACCUGCAGCAGGUACCUGCAGUUCGUUCUUAAGAAAACAGCUCAGCUGGCCCCUGAGUGUGACUCGCGCUGUGUGUAAUGCCCCAUGGUAUCUGUCCCGCCAUGUGCGCAGUGCAGCACAGGCCAUCACCAGUCACCUGAGGGACAACACCCAGGACUACACACUGCUGUAUGAGCUACUGAGCAUGAGUUUACCCCUGCUCUUUGUUUUGCAAGAGGUACUCCUGCAGAUGUACUCUGAGGUUGUGCCUGAUGAGCCGAGCUCAUUACAGCCUGCACUGCUCUGGCUGCAGGAGCAUAUCGGGCACAGGCUCAUCUAGUUUCUCAGCAGACCUCAGCUGUUAAUAUUUAACCCUGAACAUUACUCUAUGAUGCCAUUAAAUCUUAGGAUGAGGUGCACACCACCUGGAAUGUUCUCAUCUUAUUGCCAUUUUAUAAAUGUGUGCAAGCACCUUCUUGAUGUUUACGCAACUUUUACAAUGACACUGUAAGUGGAUUUGCUGGUGUGUUAGAUGUACCAAAGCUUUGUGCAGUUACCUCUAUGCAGUUUAUUUGGGACAGUUUUUUGGGUAGCGGAUGUUCCACUGAAAUGUUUUUCAGUGGGUUUAAUGAGGAAACUGAACAGUAAUGUUAUACUGAGCUAAACUAAUAGGUUAAAAUGAGUUAAAAUGCAAAUAAAAAAAUAGAGCAAAAUCACUGCAUUACAGACUUUAGACUGAUGAGAUGUCUAAUUAUCAUUGUUUUAGGAUUUACAUAUUUUCUCAAACUGUUUCACUAAUAUAGUCCUGUAAUUUUUUUUAUUGUAUUUUCUUUGUCAUGAGGAUAAGACUGACUAACUUGAUGCACUUUAUCUUUGAGAGUGGCCUUGUCAGUGUAGCAGUAACUGUCACAUUUGACAAAAGUCAGGUCUCAUGUUAACAGUCAUCAUUGUGCAAAUUCUUGUUUGACUCACAUCCGUGCUUCUGCUGUAUGUUUAUUUUAUUUAAUUUAAUUUUUUUUUUUUUUUGCAUGCUGAACUGUUUUUAUAGGCAUGUGAGCAUUUUUUUUUUUAUCACUGAUAACACCAAAGAUUCUGUGAUACUGUGGACUAUCCAGAAAACUGUAAAGUAUUUAGCUUUAUUUUGCUGCCAUCUACUGUUUACUGAGAAAAUUACAUGAAAAGUCACCCCAACUCAUGUUUACCAUUGCAAACAACUAUAUUUGUAAUGGCCUUUUUUGCUGUAUCUUGCAUGCUGUGAUAUAUUUGAAUGUAUUUCCAAAGCAUGUUGUAGGAAGAUCAACUGCAAACCUCUUUGACUGGAAGCCACGUGGCUUCUUCCUGUUUAGAUACACAGUCCAACGAUGCUCAAGAAGCACUUUAGAGUUAGUUUAACUUUAAAUAAAGUGUACAAUAUUUUUUAAAGUGUU